Aspergillus aculeatus ATCC 16872 is the source of this 3228-nucleotide messenger RNA. Its product is annotated as putative NRPS-like enzyme. Lineage: Eukaryota; Fungi; Ascomycota; Eurotiomycetes; Eurotiales; Aspergillaceae. Gene Ontology annotation, molecular function: phosphopantetheine binding. The transcript is spliced from 3 exons. Bases 1 to 3228 code for a protein of 1075 amino acids. The record is from RefSeq and is a predicted model, not a curated record.
AUGCUUUCUGCAAUACUCCCGCAAGCGCCUACUUUGCGUGCACCUCUCGCAAAGGACGAUCCUGUCUCCCUUCAGAGAUCCCAGCGACAGCCCUUGACUCUCGACGAGCUUGUCCGCCAACGUGCAUCUCUAGGUGAUUCACAGCCUGUCAUUUCCUACCCGCACAACGGGAUCGAGUAUGUGGAUUAUCCCCUUCGCCAACUCGAUGUCUACGCCUUCCGCGUCGCGCAAGUAUUGGCCAAGAGUAUUCCGCCUCGGAAAUCCUCCGCGGAGGCUCCCACCGUCAUGUCUUUACUAGGUCCUUCGGACCUCAAUUAUCUUGUCAUGCUCCUGGCGCUGGCCAAACUCGGACAUUCCGGUCUGCUGCUGUCCACGCGGAUAUCGAUCGACGCCUAUGUGUCGUUGCUGGAAAGAACACAGUCGAGGCAUAUUUUCAUCCAUUCAUCCUUCAGAGAUACAGCCGAAGAGAUCAGGAAGCGCGUUCCUGACUUGCUCAUCGAUGAGAUACCGACUGAGAAAUGCUACGACUUUCCAAUCCCGGACGAAGAAAUUGACACCAACCUGACGCCAUCUCUGGAUCCGGUUGCGGAGUCCAAACAUAUCGCAUGGAUUAUCCACUCCAGUGGCUCGACAGGCCUCCCGAAGCCCAUCUUCCACACCCAACAAGCUGCCAUGAAGAACUAUGCGGGCCAUAUGAACAUGUGCGGGUUUGUGACGCUGCCGCUGUAUCACAACCACGGGAUUAGCUGCCUGUUCCGCACGAUUCAUGCCAGCAAGCAGUUGCAUCUAUACAACGCCAAGUUGCCGCUGACGAGGCAGUAUCUUCUUCAUAUCAUGGAGUCUCAUGACUUUGAGAUCUUCUAUGGUGUCCCCUAUGCUCUCAAGCUGCUCGCGGAGACCCCCGAGGGUAUCGCUGCGCUUGCAAGGUUCAAGGCGGUGAUGUUCGGCGGGUCAGCUUGUCCGGAUUCACUGGGGAACCUCCUGGUUGAGAAUGGGGUACAUCUCAUCAGUCACUAUGGAUCGACAGAGACCGGCCAGUUGAUGAUGUCCACCAGACCUCGAGAUGACAAAGGGUGGGACUGGCUUCGUCCGUCCGAGACGGUCCAGAAGUAUCUGCAAUUCGAGGAGCGGUUCCCCGGGGUGUUCGAGCUUAUUUGUCUGGACGGCUGGCCCUCGAAGGUCAUGUCCAACCGCCCGGAUGGCUCGUAUGCCACCAAGGAUCUGUUUGUGAAGCAUCCAACCAUGACCGCAUAUAAGUACUAUGCCCGGCUGGACGACACACUCGUCCUUGUAAACGGCGAGAAGGUGAACCCGCUCGACCUCGAGGGACGCGUCCGGCAGAAUAGUGCAGUGAGUGAGGCUAUUGUCUUCGGGGCGGGCAAGGCCUGCAUCGGGCUCGCGGUAGUCCGUGCCCCUGACUCUCAGUCUCUGUCUGACGAAAAGAUCGUGGAAUCGAUCUGGCCUGCCGUCGAGAAAGCCCACGAAUCCAUGCCUGCGUUCGGUCAGCUAUCCAAGAGUAUGGUGCGUGUCUUACCCGCGGAUGCAAGAUAUCCUCGCACGGAUAAGGGAACCGUUAUCAGACAAGGCUUCUACCGGGAAUACGGACGUCUGAUUGAAGAGGCCUACGAGGCUGAAGACGCCAUGACGGGGACCUUGGUACUGUCGGAGGCACAGCUCCGGUCGUUUCUUAAGAAGCAGCUCGCGGAUAUCCUCCCACUCAAGAGUCAGGGUCUGUUGACUGACGAUGCGGACUUCUUUGCUCUGGGAAUGGACUCGUUGCAAGCCACGCAGCUGCGCUCGGUGGUUUUGAGAGAGAUCGAAACGAAUGGACAGAAGCUGGGGCUCAAUAUCGCCUUUGAGCAGCCGAGCAUCCGCUUGCUGGCUCGGUAUCUUGCUAAUCUUCAGACUGGCGUGACAGAUGAUGGUGAAUCGAUUGUUGAGCAGAUGCAGGGCAUGAUUGAGAAGUAUAGCCAGUUUGAGGAGCAUGCGCCGUGUGCAAACGACUUGGACGGGCAGUACGUUCUCGUCACCGGCGCAACUGGGUCUCUGGGAAGCCAUGUCGUGGCCCAGCUUGCAGCCCACCCCGAGGUCAAGAAGAUCUACUGCCUCAUCCGCGCCGCAUCCCCCAUCGACGCCUACACCCGGCUUCACCAAUCCCUCACCACGCGCCUCCUCUACGCCUCUCUGACCCCCGAAGCGCGCAGCAAACUCGUCGCCCUCCCCUCCAACCUCAGCGACGACUCCUCCCUCGGCCUGCCCCGUUCCACCUACACCACCCUCACCAGCGAACUCACCAGCGUCAUCCACUGCGCCUGGUCCGUCAACUUCAACCUCACCCUCCGCAGCCUGGAGAAGGACAACCUGGGCGGCCUGAAGAAUCUGCUGGCAUUAUGCCUCAAAGCCCACCGCCCCCACCCGGCCACCUUCAACUUCUGCUCCUCCGUCAGCGCCGUCGUCAACUCGGACGUCAACCCCGUGCCGGAGACCCUGCCGUCCUCGCUCGCCGCCGCGCAGGGCAUGGGCUACGCACAAUCCAAGCUCGUCGCCGAGCACAUCUGCGCCCGCGCCGCCGCCACGGUGCCCGGCUUCGCCGUCCGGGUCCUCCGCAUCGGCCAGGUGAUCGGCGACACCGUCCACGGCAUCUGGAACGCCACCGAGGCCAUCCCCCUGAUGCUUCAGUCCGCCCGCACCAUCGGCGCCCUCCCCACCCUCGACGAGGAACCCCUCUGGCUACCGGUGGACGUCGUCGCCACCGCCGUGAAUGACAUCGCAUUAGCCUCGACUGCAGCCCCUACCGAUACCGAUACCCCCACCGCCACUGAUUCUGAUCCAGUGAACGUGAAUGUGCCCAGCAAAGCAGAAGGAGAAAUCUACAACCUCACCAACCAAUCCCCCUUCCACUGGACGCGGGAUCUCCUGCCCGCCCUCCGCCGCGCCGGGCUGGACUUCGUCGAGUUACCUCCAAGCCAAUGGGUGCAGCGUCUGCGCGACGCGGACCCGGACCCCGUGCGUAACCCCCCCGUGAAGUUGGUGGAUUUCUUUGCUGGCAAGUAUGAGUUCCCGGAGAGUGUGUUGGCGAAGCGCAGACGGCUGCGGUUCCGGACGGAGAGGGCUAGGGGUGUCAGUCGCGCGUUGGAGGGGGUCGGGACGGUGGUGGAUGGGGAGGCGGUGCUGGUUAGGAGGAUGGUGGAGUGGUUUUUGAGGGUGGGGUGGGUUGCAGGUGCUUGA